Petromyzon marinus (sea lamprey) is the source of this 634-nucleotide messenger RNA. The record is from RefSeq and is a predicted model, not a curated record. NCBI's taxonomy places the organism in Eukaryota, Metazoa, Chordata, Hyperoartia, Petromyzontiformes, Petromyzontidae.
AUGGCAGUGGGCAGGCGGGGCCUGGACGAGGAUUGGCUGCUGGUGGAGCUGCAGGGUCACGUGGUGCCUCGCGGUGGAGGAGGCCUGCAGUCGGCUACCCUGGGAGACCUCCACUACACACGUGACGGUAUCCCGGUUCUCAUCAUUGGUCAUCACAUCCUCUACGGCAAAGUGGUGAGCCUGGAUAAGCCCUUAGCUGUAUUGGUGAAGCAACAGCAUCAGCAGCAUCAGCAGCAUCAGCAGCAGCAGCAUCAGCAGGAAGAGAUGGAUGCACAUCCUGAGCUGAACUCAACGGACGUGACGCCGUCGGUUCGCACCCAAUACCUCGUCCAGGCGCUCGUUCACACCAAGCUGCUGUUCAAGACCAGGCCCAAGCCAAUCAUCACCAACGUUCCCCGCAAGGUGUAAAUCUCCGGUACCGCUGUGUGGCGUUCGCUGAUUCGCCAGCGCCCGGUGACAGGGUGGAGAUUCUGUGGGGGGGGGGGGGGGUUGGGGGAUCGCACGUGGAUGGGAGUGUGCACUUACCGCCAUCUGCUCUGUCCGUGUGUGGGGGAUAGAGCGUUGCUCCCUCGCGCGAGGCGUUGGGUGUUCAUCUCCUCGUCCCCACGUGAAUAAUAAACACGACUCGUGAGCA